AUGGAAGAUAUGGAGUUGUUGAUUAUAUUGAUUGAAAGUAAAGAUCGGGGGGCUAGCAAAAUGUUGCUAACAUCAGAAUUGUUAGAAGAAGUUGUACGUCUAGACAACUCAAUUCAGGCGACUAAUAUAACGCUUAAACAUGGUACUAUGUUCUCUUUUAAGAACUUAUUUACUCGAAGAGGAAGUAUCAACUUUCUAUUUGAUGCGUUUAAGGUAAUUUUUUACUGUUGCAUUGAAUGAAAGUUCUAACGAAAUGUUUUAUUACUUUUAAGAAACAAUUUUAUUGUUUAGAUGGGGUACGAUAUGCAAAAUCUUAAUGAACAGUUAAACUUUACUUUGGAUUCUGCAAUUCAAUUGGAUUCGCCAUUUGCUACAAUAUAUGACCAUAGAUUCCUUACUCUUCAGCAUUUCUUUGGAGCAGACACAUACCCGCGAGACAAUGUUACAGUAUGUUUUUUUUCUGUUUUAUUGUUUACGGCAUUAAAAAGAAGUGUUGAAUGAAAAAACAAGAAGUUGUUAAUUUUAUUUUUGUUACGUUUUUAGCGAGUCUCACAAAUUAAAGCGGUGCAGUCGAUCGGGUUAUGGUACAUGUUGCAAGCUCCACUGCCAGAUCGUGCAGGGCGUGACAUAUUACACGAUAUUGAGCUGAAAGUUUUCGAAAUGUCACAACAGAAUUUUUCUAGUUACUUUGAUUUUUAUAUGUAUGCCGACGAAGUGGCAAAUCAUGAGAUGAUGGUCGGGAGUUUAAAGACGACAAAUUUGUUAGUUGUCGGUGCUGUAAGUGUUUUUAUUGUGUUUUAAAAUAAGGGAUAAUCUUAAGAAAUAUGAUAUGUAAAUUCGUUUUAAUUCUUUCCGAAUUAUUUUAAAAUAGUAUAUCAUCAACAAAUAUUUUAGUUUUUGAUGGUAAUAUACAUGUUGAUAGCUUUACGUGAUUUUAACUUAAAAGAUGCUUUAAUUAUACUAACUGCUGCUAUUUCUACACCUUUGUUGGCAAUGUUAACAACGUUUUCUAUUAUUGGGUGGAGUGGGAUGCCAUUUAACGGCGUUAUGAGUAUCGCUCCUUUCUUGAUUUUGGGUAUUGGAGUUGAUGAUGCGUUUUUAAUUCUACAUUCUUGGAGAGACACUCUGAAAACUAUGGUAAAUUUUUACAAUGGUUCAUUACAGUAUUAUUAUGAACUUUUUACUUUAAGUAAUGUAAAACUCAAAUAUUUUGCGCUUUUUAGUUUCUUGACUUUUUAGAAAGAUGCUGCACCAGUAGAUCGGUUAGAACGGGUAGUAUCAGAUGUCGGGCCGUCGAUUUUAAUAACAUCAGUUACCAACACGUUAGCAUUCAGCGUUGGAAUUUUAUCUCCAGCUUACACUAUGAUGUCAUUUUGUUUAUGCACAACUAUAGCCGUGGCGCUAGAUUUAAUAUUGGAAUUUGCAGUAUUUGCACCUACUUUGGUUAUAAUAGUCCCAAAGUUAAAGAUUAAAAAAGAAAUUCCUAUUGAAAAGUCAUGGUGGUUCAAAUACGCAACGUUUUUACUGUCGAAAUUUGGAAGGGGACUUUUCACACUUACAAUUGUUGCGUUGUCUGUAUGGGCCUACUUUGGCAUUGCAAACAUGAAUCCUAACUUUGAGCCAGAAAAGACGUUUCCGUUCGAUUCAUAUUUACAAGAAUCUUUAAGGCCGAUUAAAACACUGUACAAAGAAGUAAGUGAAAAAAGUUGUUUAAGAAAAAAAUGGUUUGAGUUUUAUUUUCAAAUUUCAAAAAUUAAUUAGUUCAGUUUUUGAAAAUAAACAUUUUUAGUAUGGCCCACUGUCUAUUAUAAUUAAUAAAGCACCGGAUGUAAAAAACCAAACAGAUCUUUCAACAUUUAUUCAAAUGGUAGAAAGUAUAGAAGCACUACCAGAAACAUAUCCAAGUAACUACACUCAACUCUGGUUACGAGACUAUCUUAAAUAUUUUGAAAAGCACAGCAACGACUCGUUGUCAUACCAGUUGGUUCCUCAAUUUUUGGAAGAUCGUCUUAUGAAGGACAAAAAUGUUGUUUUAUACCAUGAAGACGUAAACGGUAUUGUUCAUAUUGAUAGUUUUGUAUUGCUUGUGAUUUGUCAUGGAGAAAGGAACUGGCAUAGUCGUGCCUUUUUUGUUGACAAGUUAAGAAGUAUGGUAGACUCACAUCCAGAAUACAAAGCUUCAGUGUUUGACUAUGAUGCUACUAUAUUCGAUUUGAUUAUAACUGCCAAGGUAAAUUAUUUUUUUAUACAAUAUGUUUUUUACAAUUGGAAGUGCUAACCAUUUUUUAUUUUAGCCAGAGAUGAUUAAAGCUGUGGUAGUUACGUUGGUUUGCAUGGUUAUAGUAUGUUUUGUUAUUAUACCGUCACCAAAACAUACAGGGAUUGCAACUUUGUCUGUACUAUCAAUUUCUUACUGUGAGUAAUCAAUACAAUUUAAAGAUUGAUACGGAACUAUAUUUUGAUUAGUUUGACGCAUUCUAUUAUAAUAAUUGUAUAUUUUUCAAAACUUUAUUUUAAAUAUUAAAAUAUUUCAGCGUUAAUUGGAGCGCUUGGAUGGUGGGGCCAGGACAUGGAUCCAGUAACAAUGACUAACGUUUUAAUGGCUAUCGGAUUUUCUGUAGACUUUUCGGCACACAUAUGUUAUCAUUACUUUAAACAAGAACGCAUUGAUACUCGGCUAGGCCUAAAAGUUGAACACAACGAAUUGGUUUACCGCCUCACAUCGGUUUUACUACAUGUUGGCCGGCCCACGUUUGAAGCUGCGUCAAGCACCAUGAUAUGCAUGUUGCCUCUGUUUACUGUUAAAAUGUAUGUGAUAGGAUCAUUUGCAAAGACGGUGAUAUGUGUGGGCCUGUUGGGAGUAAUGCAUGGGUUGUUCUUAGUUCCGUCGUUAUUAACUUUGACUUAUAAAGGCGUUGAUGAUAAAAAGAGGUUAAAAGAAACGCGGUCUACAGAUUCCGACCGGCCACUUAUUUCUAAUCAAGCUCUCUUGUAA
Messenger RNA from Bursaphelenchus okinawaensis, 2995 nucleotides. Lineage: Eukaryota; Metazoa; Nematoda; Chromadorea; Rhabditida; Aphelenchoididae. The record is from the annotation of a GenBank genome assembly.